Molecule: messenger RNA, 1452 nt
Organism: Parus major (Great Tit)
Lineage: Eukaryota; Metazoa; Chordata; Aves; Passeriformes; Paridae
Gene: SUGP1
Product: SURP and G-patch domain containing 1
Exons: 9
Coding region: 74-1195 (373 amino acids)
Biological process (GO): RNA processing
Cellular component (GO): nucleoplasm
Molecular function (GO): RNA binding
Source: RefSeq, a predicted model, not a curated record
CAGGGGGGCUUGCGGUGGUGCGGCCCCGGCGCGGCGCGCCCGGCGCGGGGCAUGCUGGGACGGGGGCUCCAAAAUGGACAACCACAGGGAUGCGCCAGGGAAGGCGAGCCGGUGGUUCGGAGUGUCCCAAUCCAAAUCGGCCAAGACCAGCGUGAACAUCCUGCAGCAGGAGGAGCUGAUAGCCCAGAAAAAACGGGAAAUCGAGGCCCGGCUGGAGCAGCAGGCGCGGCAGAAUUCCCUCAGCAUCCCGCAGCUCCCGCUGCUCGGAGACGACGAUGGCUCCGAGAGCGAGGCCUCAGUGUCCAACAAGUUUGUGAACGAUGGGAGCUUUCUGCAGCAAUUCCUGAAGCUCCAGAGGGAAAAAUCCAAUGCUGAAACUCCUCCAAAUGCCCCCAACAGCUCCGGGAAUGCCCCAGCUCCAAACCCCGGGAAGAAGCCGGCGCUGCUGGGGAAGCGGCCGGGCCAGGCCCUGAGCCGGAUGCUCCAGGCCCGGAGCCUCUCCCAUCCCAAACCCAGCCCCGUCCUGAGCCGCCUCAGCGUCUUCCAGGGCCCGGAUGAGGAUGAGGAAGAGGAUUACGAGCAGUGGUUGGAAAUCAAAGUUUUGCCCCCAGAGGACUCGGAGACGCGGCAGGUGGUGGAAAAGCUGGCCAGGUUCGUGGCUGAGGGCGGCCCCCAGCUCGAGAAGGUGGCCAUGGAGGACUACAAGGAUAAUCCUGCUUUUUCGUUUUUGCAUGAUAAGAACAGCAGGGAAUUCCUUUACUACAGGAAGAAAGUGGCAGAAAUAAGGAAAGAAAAUCAAAAUUCCCAGGCAGCCUCUUCCCAAAAAGUUUCCCCCCCAGCCGAGCUGGAGACGCGGCGCUCGGCCGAGAAACUGGCGCAGAUGGUGGCGGCGGGGGGGCCCGAGGUGGAGGCCAUCGCCCUGCAGAACAACAGGGAGAACCCUGCCUUCAGGCUGACGCAGAUGGGCCGAGGGAAACAUUUCAUCGGAGAUUUCCUCCCUCCGGACGAGCUGGAAAAAUUCAUGGAGACCUUCAAGGCGCUCAAGGAAGGCCGGGAGCCGGAUUAUUCCGAGUACAAGGAAUUCAAGCUGACGGUGGAAAACAUCGGAUACCAAAUGCUGAUGAAAAUGGGAUGGAAGGAAGGAGAGGGAUUGGGAUCCGACGGGCAGGGAAUUAAAAAUCCCGUCAGCAAGUGAGUCUUCCUUGGGAUUAUUCCUCCCUUUUUUCCGGGAAUUCCUGCUGGAAUCACUGCCUGGCCAGGAUUCCUCAACCGAGCAUGGAAAAUUUAGCCCAGGAGAAAAAAAAUUCCUGGUUUUUCAGGGGAUUUUCUCCUGGAUUUGUGGCUGGAGCUGGAGCUGUCUGAGCUCCCAAAUCCUGAAUUUCCAGCCCCGAUUUCCAUAGGGAAGCGCAGCUCCGGGAAUUCCUGUCUGCACCUCCCCUCUCCUGGGAUGGA